AUGAAAGCAGAACAAGCAUACGAAGCGCUUCGCUCCGCGGCCGAGAAGGUCGCCGACACUCGACACGAACCGCACUCGGGCCGCACCGAAGCCUAUGAGGCGAUCGUCAAGGUCAUCGACGAGGAGCUCGCGCCGAAGCUCGACGACGUUUACGAGGCGCACCAAGAAGAACUCGCCGCGCCCGAGGACUACCGAGGAGGGAUCCUCGAGGAACUGCGGCGCGAGCGCGAGAAGCAAGAGAAGAAGUGGGACAUCGUGCACGACGACGCACACUCCCUCGAGGAGUGGGUCGCCAUCCUCGUGUGCGAGAUGGGGCCUAUCCCGUGGGGUGGCGAGGUCGACUCGCGCACCGCGCUGGUAAAGGUCGCCGCCGUGGCAGUCGCUGCAAUCGAGGACUGUGCUGUUCACCGCGAUGUCCGAGAGGUCGCACCAGGCAGCGCGCGCGAAGCACUCCGCCGCUACGGAUGGAGCUGUGAAGACAUCGGCGGGGACUACCGCGACUACUGCGGCGCUUGUACCGAGCUGCGGCGCCAGGCCGAAGAGGCCGAGGAGGAAGGGAAGUGA
Molecule: messenger RNA, 564 nt
Organism: Ostreobium quekettii
Lineage: Eukaryota; Viridiplantae; Chlorophyta; Ulvophyceae; Bryopsidales; Ostreobiaceae
Source: the annotation of a GenBank genome assembly